Acanthamoeba castellanii str. Neff is the source of this 1329-nucleotide messenger RNA. RefSeq lists its product as uncharacterized. The transcript has 6 exons. NCBI's taxonomy places the organism in Eukaryota, Discosea, Longamoebia, Acanthamoebidae. Bases 1 to 1329 code for a protein of 442 amino acids. The record is from RefSeq and is a predicted model, not a curated record.
AUGGUAGAGGUGGAGCUGCCAGAGGAGGUGGAACUGCGCAUCUUGGCUCUGGACAGAAGCCUCUGGGAGAGCAUCUUCGAGUCGGAGUUUGGAUGCGCGGCCGCUGCCGUCGUGAUGGAGAACCUGUGGUGCCCCAGCCCCGACCACGCGCCCAUCGACGAGUGGUUCUGGUGGUGCACCCGCCUGCAGUGCCCCCACCCUCACGAAGACCACAGCGACUAUGACGAGGCCAGUGCAGAGAAUCUGCCGGAUGAGAACGAUGAGGACCCAGGGUGGUUGCACGACUACGUGCUCAGCCUCACCGCCUCGCCGCCAUCAUCAUCAUCAUCGUCACCGCGCCACGAAGAGGGCGGCGUGAAUGGCAGCAGGGCGUCCAAGCGGCCACGACUAACUUCUUCUUCUUCUUCUGGUGUCGUGGAUGAGGUGCCAUGGGCCAAGGUGUUCAAGGACCACUACAUCCUUCGCCAUCGAUGGCUGCACGGAUGCGAUCCGCGGCCGCGACGAGAUGCGCCGGAGAAUGGAGAGGCGGUGGAAGGGGAAGGGAAAGGCGAUGCCGAACAGUGGCCAGACCCGAGCAGGAUCGUGCGUGUGGUGGUGACGGGCACGAGGUCGAGCGGCAAGUCCUCCAUCCUUCGCGCCCUUCUUGCCCACGACCAGCAGGAUCAGGUGAACGAAGCGCGCCCGGUCAACGUGAUCGUGGUCGAGGUCUGGGGCGUGCGGGUCGUCCUCCUCGAGGUCAAGCGUGCCCACGGAUGGCAGGGCAAGCUGUUCAAUGGCGCCUCGGUCGACGGCGUGAUGUUCGUGGUCGACGCGGAGGACUUCGCGCCCUUUGUGGGCCGGGCCAUGUUGGAAGUGACAGAUGAGGCGUUUGGCAGACUCGAGGCCAUCUACAAGCUGUUCCACGGCGUCGCCGGCGAAGCCCAUGCGGCCGCUCUCGCGGCCGUGGUGUGCGUGAACCGGAUCGACCGCGCCCUCGCCACUGUCGGCGCUCGGGGCGAGCGUGGCGUGCAACCACCAGACCUGAUCGAAGUCGUUGAGCGCAAGCUUCGCCUGGGGAUGCUACAGCACUGCUCGUGGUACUCCGGGGCGAGGGUCUCGGCGAUGGCCACAUCGGUAGGGGCUGUCUCGGACGGUGGCCUUUGCCGCGCCGCUGUCGAGGCGUUUGUGCGGAACUGGACGAGCGUCCUCCACCGGGAGCUAUGCGGGUGGACGAACGACGAGUGGGACACGUCGUGGAUUGAGCGUACCUUCGAGCUUCAGGCCCUGGCCGAGGCGGAGGCGGAGGCCGAGCGGGCAGGUGCAAUGGCGGAAACGCUGUUAUUGGAAUAA